AUGUCUUUAAAAAUUUUUGUUGGAACUUAUAACGUAAAUAAACGAGAAAUAGAUCAAGAUCUUUCAUCCUGGUUAUUUCCAACCAACUCGUCAAUAACCGAUAAACCGGACAUAAUAGUAGUAGGCUUUCAAGAAUUUAGUUCCUUCCCCAGCGCAUUUUUCAGCAAUAGCUCAUAUUUAAGCAAUGCAUCACUUUCUAGCAACAUAACGCAAUUAGGUAACGCAUCUCUCUCUGGUGGUUUAAUUAAACACAACGUGGAUGAAGAACGACUUGAACAUUAUUCUAGCUUGAUAGAAAGAGUGAUUUUUGCAAAUACAAGAGAAAGUUAUACAACAUUGGUGAAAAGUACUUUUGUCGGCUUAGCAUUGUUCAUUUAUGUUAGAGACAAAAGCGUUACCAAAUGGAUUUUGAAUGUCGAAAUAGCUAAAUGCGGUGUUGGCCCAUUUUGGAUCGGAAACAAAGGAGGAGUGGGGGUUAGAAUUGUUAUCAACGCGAACGCGAUUGGUGUACAGGAGACCGAAGGUGAAGAUGGCACAGAUAAUACAAGUGAAUUAGUGCUGUGUUUUGUUUGCGCACAUCUCGCACCGCACAGUCAUAACACAUAUCAACGUAAUCAAGAUUUUAAAAGUAUUUGUGAACGAUUGGUGUUUUCCAAUAUUAUGUAUUCAGAGAAUACCAAUAGAGAUUCCGCACAAGAGCAACAAGAAGAUUGUGAAAUAAUGAUGACGAGUAUGGAAGGAGAUUCGGCGCCGUUAUUACCGUCGCACAACAGUAAGCACCAGCAUUACUUUACUAUAUACGAUUCUGAUUUUCUUUUCUUCUUCGGAGACUUGAAUUAUAGAAUCGAGUUGAAAGAACAAGGAGGUUUCAAUAAUAAUAAUACUCUAACUAUUUCAAGUUUACUUGACAUUCUGCGAGCUCGCCAACAUCAACGAAUUAGGGCUUGCGAUCAAUUAGCAAAAGAAAUAAUUGAUGGUAGAGUGUUACAUGGAUUUGAAGAAGGUGAACUAAAUUUCAUGCCAACAUACAAAUAUUAUGUUGGGAGCGUAAAUGAAUUUGAUGUCAGACAACGAACUCCUGGUUGGUGUGAUAGGAUUUUUUAUUAUUGGCGAAAAAGAGAUGAAUUACAAGGAGAUCCUGGCGGUACUGCCGAGCGAUCUUCACCCAUAUUAUUAAUUAACUAUAUGUCACAUCCUUCUUACACGUUAUCGGAUCACAAACCCGUUUCUGCUUUAUUCGUCAUAACACCACAACAUAAACGGACGGACAUUAAGUCAGGUAUAUCCAAUUCACCAUUUAAGAUUGACGAGCAUAGAAACCUUAAAUUUGCAAUCGGUGAAGCAUCCAGUAUAAUAGUUGGUUGUUUAUGGUGGUUAUUUGGUACAGGACGAGGGGUGAGAACUACCCUGAUUAUUGGAUGUGUUGGAUUCCUUGUAUUAUGGAUAGUUAAAAAAUUAACAUAA
Molecule: messenger RNA, 1464 nt
Organism: Cetraspora pellucida
Lineage: Eukaryota; Fungi; Glomeromycota; Glomeromycetes; Diversisporales; Gigasporaceae
Source: the annotation of a GenBank genome assembly